Molecule: messenger RNA, 1071 nt
Organism: Fusarium sp. VM40
Lineage: Eukaryota; Fungi; Ascomycota; Sordariomycetes; Hypocreales; Nectriaceae
Source: the annotation of a GenBank genome assembly
AUGGAGCGCUCUAGCAAGCUGGCCGAUCUUAAGCUCGUUUCCAAGUACUACCCUGUCACCAACUACUCAUAUCCUCAACAACCGGAACGCCCAUCAUCCUAUACCAGAAGCCGCUUCUCUGACGAUAGGGCGUCAUUGGGAUCCGAAGGGUCUUCGCCCAGUCUUAUCGACGACAGGACAGAUUCGGAAGCUUCCCUGGAUGACGACUAUCAAUAUCAUACUCAUGCUGCCGAGCUUUGGGAUAGCUUCUGGCUUCCCAAUAAGGCCGGUAAAAAUGAGCUUCACUCACGAAAGCAAUGUCCGGCACAGACGCCACCUGCCCAACAACAGCAGCAGCAACAACAACAACAACAACAACAACAACAGCAGCAGAACCAACAAAGGCAAGCAGAACAAUAUCGUAUCACUCCUUGGCCUCUUUCCGAGCACUCUCGGAACCGGACUCGAAAGCCCAUCACAACUUAUUCCCCCUUCCCAAAGCCAUUGCCACUCCCACCUCGAACUACACCACAGGUUCCAUCAUGGCAAUGCUCUCGAGAUGUGAGGCAAAAGCCCCAACGCCCGCCUCGCCCACAUGACGAAGUCUACGUUUUCCGUUCUCUACAGAACUCGCCCCUUGUUGCACACUUUGCUGUUUCUCAUGAUUCCCCCCGUCCCAUCACACCAAGGCAUGAACGUCCAACAACUUCGCAAGAGAUGCGAACCUCUACGCCAACAGAGGCUGGUUCAUACUUUGAAACCGCCGCGCGCCAUUCUGCCGUACAUCUUUGUCCUUUCAAGCCCCAGCCACCCGCCUCCGUCAUGCUCUCAAAGAAGUCCCUCCCUUGCAUGCGACCUCUUCCGCCAACGCCUCAACCGGAGGCGGAAGAGGAACCGGGUGCCGAGCCCCACUCUGUCUUUGAGUACGAUGAUGACUCUGAUACUGAAUCUGGGAGUCUCUCGUUCUGGUUUCAUCGUCGAUCAGGAAGUGACCAACGGAAGAUGGCGGGCCAUCGGACUGCACCUUCAUCACCACGAAAGCGACAAAACGAUGUAAUAGGGCGAAUGUUAGGACGGCGCAGCCGGGGAUGA